This is a messenger RNA of Lynx canadensis (Canada lynx), 681 nucleotides long. RefSeq names its product chromosome E1 C17orf97 homolog (gene LIAT1). Gene Ontology annotation, biological process: protein arginylation. Lineage: Eukaryota; Metazoa; Chordata; Mammalia; Carnivora; Felidae. The record is from RefSeq and is a predicted model, not a curated record. Bases 1 to 681 code for a protein of 226 amino acids. The transcript is spliced from 2 exons.
AUGGACUGCCGCGGUGGGGCCGGGGCAUCCGGGUACGGAGAAGAGGGCGAGGACGAAGACGAGGAGGAGGAGGAGGAGGAGGAGCGAGAAGGUGACACUGCGAGCUCGCAGAGGGCCAAACUGCCCCCCAUAGCAGGCAACGCCUUAGAACUGAGCAAACAGAAGGUGAAGAAGAAAAGGAAGAAGAAGAAGACGAAAGGGUCGGGCAAGGGGGACGCAGAUAAACAUCAGAGUCGAGGCCUGAAGAAUCGGCAGCUGUCCUCAUCCUUCCACGACAUCUUAAGUCCCCGCAAAGACCCCGGCCCGAGGCCAGAGCGCAAGCAGGACAAAGCUGAAAGCAAGCCCACGCCCCCUUACUCCUCCACUCGAAGUCUCCGCUCUGUCGCUGAAAUAGAAGAGCACCUCGCCAAGCAGGUCAACGAAAGCCUGCGUUGGGAUGGAAUUCUCGCCGACCCGGAGGCAGAGAAGGAAAGGAUUCGCAUAUAUAAAUUGAACCGGAGGAAGCGGUACCGGCUCUUGGCCCUGAAGGGCCUCCACCCUGACCCGUGCGCCGAGGAGGACCCGGAGAGCCGACCCUGCCUCCCGGAGACAGACAGUGGCCCCGACGGCAGGAGGGCCCACCACCCCGAUCCCUUCUUCCGAGGCACCGUCACACAUUCUGACCUGGUUCUGCCAGAGUGA